Cygnus olor (mute swan) is the source of this 3039-nucleotide messenger RNA. It is a transcript of the gene PDP2, whose product is annotated as pyruvate dehyrogenase phosphatase catalytic subunit 2. The record is from RefSeq and is a predicted model, not a curated record. The transcript is spliced from 3 exons. Gene Ontology annotation, biological process: protein dephosphorylation. Gene Ontology annotation, molecular function: protein serine/threonine phosphatase activity; cation binding. Lineage: Eukaryota; Metazoa; Chordata; Aves; Anseriformes; Anatidae. The coding region runs from base 496 to 2100 and encodes 534 amino acids.
CACCGCUUUCUAACGCGGGUGGUGGCUGGAGCGGGCGCUGUGGGUGCAGGUCCAGGGGUCCAGCGGUGUGCUCAGGACCCCGUUGGUGCUACCCGGCCCCAGGCAGAGACGAGGAAGCAAUAUGAUGGACCUUCCCCAUGGCAGCUGAAGAACCUCAUCCGUUCAGGUGCCCAAGGUUUCAGUGCUGUUGGCAGCAGAGCUCUUCACAGCUGCUUAUUUUAACUGCACUCCAAAUGAACAUGCCUAACUGUAAACCUGUAAAAGUCAUCAAUGCAGCUGUGGCAUAACUUUCCCUUUGUCCAAGUGCACAGUGCUGUGAUAAAUCCAUUAAUUGACCAGAAGUCCAGUCUGACUUCAGCUGUGUAGAAAUCCUACCAGUGUUAAGACCUGAAAGGUACAAAAAAAGAAUCAAGCUUAUAAGCUGGAACAGAAUUGGAAGGACUGUAAGGACAUUCUGCUUGACUGAAGGAAGUUGUUCAAUUUGUGGAGUGACAUAUGAUGUCAAGAACUGUAUCAUCCUGGAUCUUACGCUCAGCAAGAAACAGCAUUGUUUUACAACGAAAAGGACGUUUGUACUCCAUAUGCAUCCCAAAUAGACAGAAAAUAAAAUGGAAGCUUGUUUUCUCCAAAACACUUCUCUACCCUGCUGCAAGCUGCAGCUUAGGCAAUAUCUUCUCCUUAAAAAAAGCAUUCAGACACACCUCCACCGAAGAAGAACAAUUCUCUUUCCAGUUGUCUCCAUCACAAAUCAAUGAUAUUCUCAGAGCAGGUGAGUUAUCCCAUAAAAUAUUGGAUUUGAAUUGUAAAAAUACAAAUUCUGUGUUGAGAUUCGAAAGUAACCAGCUGGCAUCCAAUACCCCUAUUGAAGACCGCAGAAGUGCAGCCACUUGCUUGCAGACCAGAGGCAUGAUGUUUGGUGUCUUUGAUGGUCAUGCAGGUUCUGCGUGCGCUCAGGCAGUAAGUGAGAGACUCCUUCAUUAUAUAGCAGUUUCUCUCAUGUCUCGGCAAGCACUGGAAGAGAUCGAGCUUGCUGUGGAGUGCAUGAAACCAGUUAUGCCUAUUCUGCAGUUGCACAAGCAUCCAAAUGAUGUGGAGUACCGAGAGAUAACUUCACAGUACUUUGAGAAUCUCCGGGUUUACUGGCAACACUUACUGGACCUAGACAUUGAGCCAGGAUUUAGUUUAGAAGAAGCCAUGAUAAGUGCAUUCAAAAGGUUAGACUCGGACAUAUCACUGGAAGUUCAGGCUCCCCAGGAAAACGAGUUGAUGAGAAAUAUUGCCCUUCAAGUAGCUUUUUCUGGUGCAACAGCAUGUGUAGCUCACGUUGAUGGUGUUCACUUACAUGUUGCAAACGCUGGUGAUUGCAGAGCAAUUUUAGGGGUUCGUGAAGAAGAUGGAACAUGGUCUACUCUUCCUCUAACGCGAGACCACAAUGCCUUUGAUGAAUUUGAAAUUAGAAGACUAAAGAGAGAACAUCCUAGAUCUGAGGAAAAAACUCUAUUUGUGAAUGACAGACUACUGGGGAUUCUCAUGCCCUCCAGAGCUUUUGGAGAUGUGCAAUUAAAAUGGAGUAAAGAACUGCAACACAGUGUUCUUGAGAAUAGCUGUGAUGCUGAGGCUUUAAAUAUUUAUCAGUAUGUUCCUCCAAACUACCAUACACCCCCUUACCUAACUGCGGAGCCUGAAGUCACAUACCACAAAUUAAGAGGCAAGGAUAAGUUUCUCGUUAUUGCUUCAGAUGGAUUAUGGGAGAUGCUCAGUAAUGAACAAGUUGUAAAACUAGUUGCUGGACACCUUACAGAGCUUAAUGAGCAGAAACCACAACUGGCUUUUGAGAAACCAGUUAAUUUGGGUUAUAUGCACAACUUGUUACUUCAGAGGAAAAACCGAGGCAUUGCCUCACUUGACCAGAACAUAGCUACUCAUUUAAUAAGGCAUGCAAUUGGAGAUAAUGAAUAUGGUGAGGUGGACCAAGAGAAACUUGCUGCAAUGUUGACACUGCCUGAAGACCUUGCAAGAAUGUACAGAGAUGAUAUCACAGUUACUGUGGUGUAUUUUAAUUCAGAAACAAUUGAAAAUUAUUACAGAAACAAUGAGUAGAUACUUGCACUGCUGCUGUUCUAUACUGCUAGUUGACUUUGAUACUGAGACCAUCACUGUCUGUCUUUUAUAGCCAAGCUGUUACCAGUGUUAUGGUCUGGAAGUUCCUAAACCUUUUUUGUUACUGACUAGUCUUGAAAAUAACCUCUCUAGAAGUGAAUUUAGUGAAAGUUCCCUGGCUUUCCCAGUGUGUACACACUGAAGAAAAAUGUUUUGAUGAAAGUUCACUGCAAUGCAACUGAACUAAAGAUUGCUGACAAAGUCCUGAUUCCGUGGGAACCACUGGUAAAACUUUCCCAAUGAACAAAUGAGACACGUUUCAAUGAGACUGGUAAAAUUUCAUAGGGAGAUGGAUAAUACCUGUAGCUGCAUAGAGUGUAGGAAAGCUCUGCUGUUGUGGAAAAUGAGUAGCAUCCUAUUGAAGCACUGUAAUUGAAUUAAAUAAACAAAUCUUUAUUUGAUGUAGCAGUGUCCGAUAUUUGCCUUGUGUACAUGAUGCUUAAUUUUAAAGACUGCACUAAAGAAAAUGGUUCAGACAGCCCUGGAACUAUUGGACAUUGUUUUCUGUAUAGCUUUUUAAGAUAAGAAACAAAGCCAUCUUUUCUUUGGCAAUUAUUUAAGUGUGAAUGCAUAUCCUCUUAAUUGUGCGUGGAUUUGUAUGACAACUUCAAACUCAAGAGCACAUCAGGGACUUCAUGGUCCCCUGCCUGGGAAUUAACAGUGCUAGACUUGAGCAUUUAUGCACCUACUUGCUUAAAGAAUAAAUCAUUUUCUUAAGUACUGAUGUAUGAAGUGUUGUAUAUCAAAUCCACCAACUGUAAUUUAAAUGAAGUUUGACAGAUCCACAAGUUCAGAAGUACAUCUAAAGGUAAAUACAGCAAAACACGCAGCACCUUUCUCUUCAGAUUUGACUUGGAAAUAAAAGUACUGGUGUUUCAC